Messenger RNA from Danaus chrysippus (African queen), 816 nucleotides. The record is from the annotation of a GenBank genome assembly. Lineage: Eukaryota; Metazoa; Arthropoda; Insecta; Lepidoptera; Nymphalidae.
AUGAUUCUUAAUUGCUGCAGCAACCUCAUGAGAGUUUAUGGCCAGAGUGUAGCUAAUAAACUCGUACCACCAGAUAUUGUCAGCGAUGAUACAUCAGGUGAUGUGUCGGUUCAGGAGUUGGAAAACGCUACUUUGACCUGCAAGGCUACUGGCCACCCGCCUCCAAAAAUCACCUGGAGACGAGAGGAUCACGAGCCGAUACUGUUAAAGAAACCGUCAUCCAGGGAUUUCGAUAAAGUUGAAAGUUUCGUGGGUAGUUCGAUGCCGUUGUGGCGUGUUGACAGACGUCAGAUGGGUGCGUUCCUUUGCAUCGCCUCUAAUGACGUCCCACCAGCAGUCAGCAAAAGGAUCACACUCAACGUUAAUUUCGCCCCUACAGUGAAAGUGCCAAAUCAAUUGCUGGGCGCCCCUCUCGGGACCGACGUGAAACUCAAGUGCUACGUGGAAGCCUACCCUAAUACCAUUAAUUAUUGGAUUAAGAACAGGGGAGAGAUGCUACUUGAUGGGCCAAAGUACACAAUCCGUGAAGAGAAGACGUCGUACAAAGUGUCUAUGUGGCUGACUAUUAGACAGUUCUCCAAGAGUGACAUCGGGACUUACAACUGCGUUAGCACCAACUCGUUAGGGAAGAGCGAAGGAACUUUAAGGCUUUAUGAAAUUAAAUUGAACUCAUACUCAGAAGAUUUCAGCAAUCAAAUUAGCGUCGCUGGAGGUAAGUAUUCGGGCGCUUUUUGUGAUAUAAUGUCAAACUUUACUGCUGCUAACUUUGUUCAAAAAUUAAUUUUAAAAGAUAUUAGUGUGACAAUCAGUCUAUGA